Messenger RNA from Exophiala bonariae, 1551 nucleotides. RefSeq lists its product as uncharacterized. Gene Ontology annotation, cellular component: membrane. Gene Ontology annotation, molecular function: carbohydrate:proton symporter activity. Bases 1 to 1551 code for a protein of 516 amino acids. The transcript is spliced from 3 exons. Lineage: Eukaryota; Fungi; Ascomycota; Eurotiomycetes; Chaetothyriales; Herpotrichiellaceae. Gene Ontology annotation, biological process: transmembrane transport; carbohydrate transport. The record is from RefSeq and is a predicted model, not a curated record.
AUGGAACAAUACAUCGAGAGGCCCAAGGGCUCUCUACGUCGCAUCAAACCGUACAAUGUCGUGAUAGUCCUCAUUAUGGGCUUAGGCUCAAUGUCAUAUGGGUACUCGGCAAGCAUCAUCUCCACGACGCUGGCGCAACCAUCGUUCUUCGCCUACAUGGAGCUCGACAAACGCAGCAACGCAAACGAGCUUAUCGGACUCACAGGCUCCCUGUAUCAGGCUGGGGGCUUCAUUGGCACUUUCUUCGUUUCAUUCUUCGCCGACCGCUGGGGUCGAAAGGUUGGAAUAGCGGUACCUGCAGCGUUGACCGUUGUGUCAGGCGCGUUGCUGGCUGGAAGCGUCAACAUCGAGAUGUUCAUCGCAGUUCGACCCUUUGCCGGAGCCGCAGCGUAUAUGAUCGUCUCUGCGGUUCCCUUGUGGAUGAGCGAGGUCGUCCCUGCUCACGCUCGAGGACCCCUGGUCAACAUUCACGGUGCGGCCAUUCUCUUUGGCUUCUGUGCUGCGGUGUGGAUUGGUUAUGGCUUCUUCCAACUGCACACGGACAAUCUAACCCAGUGGCGGGCGCCAAUUGUGUUCACGUGUCUGCCCGCAAUGCUGCUCCUGUGCUGUCUAUACUGGCUUCCGGAAAGCCCUAGAUUCCUGAUGUUGCAAGGAAGGGAUGCAGAGGCCAAGCAGGUGCUCGAAAAGCUGCACACACGUGAAGAAGCCGAGUACGAGCUGGUCCAGAUUCAGGCACAGACAGAACUUGACAGGACCCUCGAAAGCUCUUACAUUUCCUUGCUCACCAAACCAAGCUACCGGAAACGCGUUGCUUUGGGACUUCUCACAACGAUCUCGAUUCAGUUCACUGGUCCGUUCAUAAUUAAUAACUACGGCCCUAUCAUCUACAGCAGCUUGGGCUUCGGCGUGAACAAACAAUUCAUCUACCAAGGGGGCUGGUUGACGCUUUCUUUUGGAGCUGGGAUGCUUUCUCUUCUGGUUGUCGAGACCAUGCCACGGCCAAGACUCCUUGCUGGCGGUGUUCUGGGCUGCUUGGUUUGUCUUUCGAUUGAGGCGGCAUUGGUCGCAAAGUACGCUUCAGCCGAAGCAUUGAAGUCUCCGAACAAGAGCGCACUUCAGGCUGCCGUGGCAAUGUUCUACAUCUAUAUCGUCAUAUUUCAGUUGACUGUCGACGGGGGCCAGUUCGUGUACUUGGGCGAGAUAUUCCCCACCCAUCUCAGGGCAAAAGGGAUCGCCCUGGGCAUGGCUGGUCUUAAUCUCAUAAACAUCGUUUGGUUGCAAGUUGCUCCGACGGCAUUUGCGAACAUAGGUUGGAGGUUUUACCUCUGUCUGAUUGUUCCCGGCACAGUCAUGGCGCUGAUUAUAUUGUUCUGGUUCCCAAAUACUAAGGGUAUGCCACUCGAAGAAGUUGCGGCUUUGUUCGGCGAUGAGGUUCGCUGUGUUGCACACCCGGUCGAGGUCAAGGACGAGAAGUCCACAGAUGACGCAGAUGCGGAAAUGGUUGAAGUUGCAGGAAAAGACACUGCGCGCACUGCACGAAGUCCAGUGUGA